GCGGAUGGAAACAGUGAUAACUAGUCUUCUGUAUAAGAAGGCCCUCCCUUCCAACUGUUAUCCCAUAACACACACCAUUUUCUCCUCCUACUUCUUCUUCUUCUACUCAUUUCACAGUAUUCCAUUCAAGUACAGCCAUGGCCUUUGAAGAAUGGAGUGACUAUUUGGUGAAGGUAGGCCUGUUCAUUCUAGUCCAAGUUCUCGUCUACCUUAUUCUGGCCAGCUCUUCCAAUGUCUUCUCCAACACAAAGAUGAGAUCCUUUAGCUUCCAAUCCACUCGAUCGCUGAGCUUGCGACGUAUGAUUGCCUCGCUCCGCGACUUGCCUGCGGGCGUUGAGCCAUCGCCCCGGUCCUCUGAUCUCAAGGACUAGUUGUGUCCGUAUAUUGGAGCCUCCUCUCUCCAUGGGAAAGGUAGAAUAUACCAGCCUAGAGGGCCUUGGUUGUGGUUAGUUUAUAAGGCAUAGGAAUUGCUAUUUAGGUUGUGAUACAUGAGGCUGGUUGAUGUAAAAUUGCUUUGCCAAUUGUCUUUUGAUGGUAAGAACUGCGUCCAGUUUUUCUUUGUAAUUCUUUUUUCUCUUCAAAUUUUUCCCCCUUUGGAAUCAGUAUCUCUUGUAUCUGGUAUGCUGUGGUAAAGUGGAUCCAACAACAGGAAUGCAUAUUGAUGUAAUUCCUAAACUAUUGAUGUAAAGCAAGGAGCAAUGUCUCUCACCCAUUCCAUUCGAGUAAUGCUAUCAGCCACUCCUAGUAUCAA
Molecule: messenger RNA, 751 nt
Organism: Phoenix dactylifera (date palm)
Lineage: Eukaryota; Viridiplantae; Streptophyta; Magnoliopsida; Arecales; Arecaceae
Source: RefSeq, a predicted model, not a curated record